AUGUAUAGUAGGUCCUUUAUCAUAGCCAAUGCUUGUACGAAUACCAUAAUGAAGAAAUCAGCUAAUGAUUCGUAUACAAAUGAUGUUCAGAUCCUACCGAGAAAGUCAUCGUCGAGAUCGUUACAAUCGUUGCCGUCAGCACAGGUACUCCAACCACUCCAACCACUCCAACCUGUACAUCAUCAACAACCCAUUUCAUCACGAUCCAACGCCAACUUUAGCUCCAGCUCCAACUUUGAGUCGCUGUCAAAAGUAGCCCAAAAUUCAAAAUUCAUUCCCCUUCAACAAGUACCGCAGCCAGCUGUAAAACCAGACCAGGAUAGAAGCACAAGCACAGCUUUGCCAUACCUUGAUAUUCCGCUUCAUCCACUUGAUAGAGAUGCAAAAAACCGAGAUAAAAAAUCGAGAAAUGGCAAAGUGUCAGAUACGCCAACAACAACAACAACAACCACCAAGCAAUUUCUACCAGAAUUAUCUCGAAAAAGAAGUGCCACUAUGCCGGUAUUUUCCCAUUUUGAACUGAUGAGAAAAUCACCCUCGGCAACCCUAAUUAGCCCUAUUACGUCGUCUAACUCGUCACUGAAAUCAGUGGAAUCGCUUCAUCCAGAGAGUCCAACAUGGCUACUAAGUGAUUUGUUGUCGAAUCUAAGCUCUCUUCGGGAUAAGGAUGAGUUUUCAAUAGUUCAGAUUUCAAAUGAUUUAGUCCAGCUUUUUCAAGCAUACCCUAAUUUGAAAGAUGAAGUUCAAAUCAAAACCGUUUUGUUGAGAAUUCAAUUCAUGUUGUACCAUACUGUGUCGGAAGUUCGAUCUUCGUGUUAUAGAAUAUUACGCCAUUUAAUCGUUAAUUAUCACAGUUUGAUCCUACUAGUACAACUGAAGAUUUUGAUUUUCAUUAUUGUGAGCUUAUCAAGUGAUCAGUCAAGGUAUACUUUAACGGAAAUGGAACAAGCUUUGAAAUUGAUAAGAGGAUUUUUGUCUAUUGAGCGAGGGGCAGAUUUAUUAUCCGUUGGAGUAAUCAAAGCGCUCAUUGCUAUUGUUGAAAGUAAUAAUAUCGAUGAUCACCGGAACUCCUCCUACACAACCACCACUUCCAUCUCCUCUUUGACUAACAGUUAUGGAAUUCAUAUUGAACAUAUUCCCGAAGGAUUUAGAAAUGCUUGCUUGGAAACGAUUUGCGAAAUUGCAUUGUUGAAACCAGAAUUGAUAUUCCAUGCUGGGGGGUUUAAACUCAUAAUCAAGUCAAUUAUUGAAAGUCCAUUUGAAAUAUCAUCCACUUGCUUAUUAAUAGUUCUUCGACUUUUAAGCUUUCAAAAUUCAAGAAAGUUCUUGAGAAAUGGAUUUGAUUUGGAUUCAUUAAUUGCAGUAUUCUCAACCGAUGAAUCACCAAAUGAAGCAUCAAAACAAAAUACUCAGUCAACAAACAAGUUCAAAAAAAUCUCAAAUUACAAACUACAAAAGAUUUCGUUUUUGAUCUCUUGCGUGUUGAAAGAUUUCAAUGGGUUAAUGACAUAUUCAAUUAAUGAUUUUACAAGUAUUCGAAAUUUACUUAUCAAUUUAACAAGAAAGAAUUAUCGUGUUCAAAAUUCAAUCCUCGAUCUUUUACUUGACGCACUAAGGAUUCAAGUGUUUCCUUGGCUACAAAACAGUCCCAUUGGAGAAUACUUGACACAAUACAAUGAACGUAAACGAAAACAACAAACACAAAGGAAACAACAAGAAGAAGAAGAAGGUGGUGGUGGUAAUACAGGUUGGCGUAAAUACGAGUUAAAGAAUUUCCCCUUUGAAUAUGCUCAAAUCAAAGAGCCAUUUGCGUUGGAGAUUGUUCGUCAUUAUCAAGGCUUAUUGGCUUAUGUACUUAUCAAGAAUGACAUUUUCAACAAUUUAAUUACAAUUAUUGAGGAGCCAGAAGGAGAUAUAGAUUUGAAGAAAAAAGCAACUUUGUUACUUACCAAGUUGUAUGCAAUGGCGAAUAAUUUACUUCCUGGUGAAUUGGUAAGCUCUCAAAUGCAAUCACUAAACUUAUCAGCCCAUAUUUCCUUUGAACUCGUACGUCUCACGCGACUGAAGUUCAACAGCAAUUUGGGCUAUAAUGUAUUUAUCAGGUCUACUAUCAAACAAAUCAAUGCACAAGCUAACUAUAACAUUGAUGACGAUGAGUUCAAAUCCAUGAUUAACAAUACUAAGAUCUUGGCAAUCAAGGAGUACGAAGAAUGGAAUUGGAACUCGAUUCAAGAUUUCAUCCUGGGGCCAUUAACAAAUCCCAAACGAUUUGAAGAAGUUUUGGAAAAAUCCCCAAAACUAUUGAAAAGGUUAGUAUCGUUUUAUCGGCCUUUUAAAUAUAGAUUUUCCAACAUUUCUAAACUGUCAAAACAUUUUUCCAAAUAUAUCACUACUGGGUGUUUAUUGUUGGAAAUGUUUUUAGGUUCAGAAGUUGGGAUAAAGUAUCUUGCCGGUAGUAAAUUACUACCUCAAGUUUCUGAGACUGUUGCACAAGUUGAUCCGUAUAGUGGAAUAUCUUCCAACGAUCCAAUUUUAGGUAGACGGAGACUCGAAAAUACGGCAUCUCUGGGAUACCUUCGGUUCAUUGGGAUUUUGAGUUCAUCUCCUGAAGGAUUAGAGUUAUUAUCCAAUUGGCAAUUCUUCACUUUAUUAAUGGACAUAGUCAGAUCAACACAUGAUCUGGAGAGUAGGAAUUAUUUUAUUAUAACUUUAUUCAGGUAUAUCGACUUCACCGUUAGCGAAUCUAGGUUUAAGUCAUUACUCAAGAUGAGUUUCAAUUUAUCUAAUUCCAAGAUCAAAUUGCAACUAUUGAAAAACUUGAUUCCACGGUUGUUGAAUGCCAAAGAAUGCGAAUCAUUGUGCAUUGAAAUUUUGGCUAAUAAUUUAUAUGAUUCAAACCAAGAUAUUGUUGUUCGAUCAAUUGAAUAUUUAUUCCAGCACUACCAAGCCAACAAUUUCCAAAGUUUAGAAACAUUACUUCAACAUCGACCAUUGGUACGGACUUUAACCAAAUAUGAAAUGGGACUCAAAUUCUUGGUGCAUUUUUUGACCAAUCCAUCAGGGUUUGCAUAUCUUUUGGAUGAAGGUUUUUUGGAAGAUGCAUUCAAUAAGUGGUUCCACAUAAAGAAAUUCCAUUAUGUUCGAAAGAUUGAUGAGUUGAUCAGACAACAGUUUUACCCCUAUGUUAACUCAAGCAUGGUGAACUUUUCCGACAAGAGUGAACAGCUAGCUGAAGAAGAAAUUGAAAGUUUUGCGUUAUAUUUUUUCAAAUAUUUGUUAUCUACAGAAGACGGAUUAAUGUUUUUUCAACAAGGAAUGGGGAAAGAUUUUCUUGAUCAGCUCAUUUCCUCAAUUGAAAUAAUAUUCAAUCAAAUCAAUAAAGAUGAUGAAUUUUUAGAUAUUGAUAAUCAAGAUGAGAUUCACUCGGAUUUAUUAAACUUACUUAAGCAAGAUUUAUGGAUUAUUGGACAGAUUGGAUCAGGCAAGUAUGGUAUUCAGUUGUUGGACCCGAUGUAUAAUAUAAAUUUGAAAUCAUCAGUCAUUGAACUAAUAAUUGACAAUUUCCACAAUUGCUCACUUUGGGAUGUUCGAGGCUUGUGUUUUUACAUAAUUGGUAUGAUAUCAACCACAGUUGAAGGUAUUGAAAUUUUGGAUGAAUUCGGCUGGUACUCAGUAAUGGAUCAGUAUGGACAAAGUAUGAGUUUGGCCUACCCAAAGUUAAACCCAGACAAAAUUAAACAAAAGGGAGAUGAUAGAGCCAAUUUAUUCAACCUUGAUAUCGUUAAUCCAUAUAGCGAUAACCGAUAUUAUUGCAUUUUCAAUAGUCUUGUGGAGAAAAAUAUUGAAGAGAACAUGUCUCCACUACAGCGUAAGAUUAUUAGUCAUUUACAAAAUUUAGAUGCAAUAUUAUCAAAGAUUGAGUUGAAAUCAGUCCGUGACUUGCUAAAAUUGAAAAAUCAAGAGUAUACCGAUAAUGAUAUAUUCGAUGAUGUUGAUUUGUUCCUUGAAGUGGUUAGACUAAUUGAUAAAGGAACAUUGGCAUUUCAUAAACGAGUGUUUAUAUUCAAAUUGUUCACCGAGAAUACAAAGGUAUUGGAAAAUGUAUUGAAAAAGGAGAGGAAAAGUUCAUUUAAACUUCAGAAUUAG
Lodderomyces oxycetoniae is the source of this 4146-nucleotide messenger RNA. RefSeq names its product TORC2 complex subunit (gene TSC11). The transcript has 2 exons. The coding region runs from base 1 to 4146 and encodes 1381 amino acids. The record is from RefSeq and is a predicted model, not a curated record. Gene Ontology annotation, biological process: TORC2 signaling. Gene Ontology annotation, cellular component: TORC2 complex. Lineage: Eukaryota; Fungi; Ascomycota; Pichiomycetes; Serinales; Debaryomycetaceae.